AUGUUGGAUAUAAGGAAAAAUCAUGAACAUGAAACACCCGUUCCAAACACUCCACAUGGAUAUCAAUUACUUUAUCAACGUGCUUGGAGUUUUAAUCCUAAUGAACGACCUUUAAUUGAUGAUAAAUCUGAUCUUUCAUCUGCAAAUUCUUCAGAUACAAUUCAUUUUGAUAACACAAAUAUAUUACACCAUCGAACUGGUUCAGAACUAGACAAUCCGCAACUUACUAACAUUAGUAGGCAUUUAUAUCUACCACUUCCCAACAAACCGCCACAAAUUGUUACCGACCAGAAAAUACUUCCUCCCGUUCUUCCGAAAAAGCCACAUGAUAUUUAUCUAAAUCAUAACUCAAGCGCUAGUCAACCAUACGAACGUUACAAACUUGAAGAGCAACAAAACGUGACAUUUUCCAUAGAUCCAAUACAAAAUAAUACUAAAUCUGCUCCUUUUAAACUAAAUAAUUUUCAUAUUGAACCCCAAUAUGAUUCAGCUCCAACUCUACAUGGUUAUUCUCAACAAAGGCCUCCACCUCCAUAUGAUUAUUAUCGACAACCACUACCACCCCCACUUGAUUAUUCUCAACAAGGACUAUCGCCUCAACCUCUUCUAUACGAUUAUUAUCAACAACCACCACCGAAUCAACAUGAUUAUUACCAACAGGAUGUCACACCUUCAAUAUUAAUUAAUCAAAGUACAACACUUCAACAAAGCAAUCCCAGUGAAGAACCAUCACCUCAAAACUAUAAUUUAAAUAUAAAUCAACAAAAUUUGAAUGCGUUAAAUCAGCAAAAUUCGAGCCCAUUAAAUCAGAGCCCGUCACAUUCGAGCCCGUUACAUUUGUAUCCGUUAACUCUAAGGCAACCACCUGUUCUUCCACCAAAGAUCCCUAUUUCAAAACAACCUCCAAAUUCAUCAAUUUUCAUUCACAAAAAUAUAGCUCAAACAGAUGCAAUUCCACAUAGUUACCAUGGAGAAUUUGAACAUUCAGAUAGUCAAAAUAUCAACCAAAGCAAAGCCCAAACAGAGUUUAUUCCUCAUGUAAAUUCACAAGCUCGUUCACAAGUUCAUUCGUAUGGAUUAUCUGAUCAGCCAACUGGCCAAAAUAUGAACCAAGAUCAACCCCAAAUUAUUAAUCCAAUAAUUAAAAAGUCUCUUGAUGCAAUGUAUCAAGAAUUAUUAACAAAACAUAUUAAUGAAUAUAAAGGCGUUAGGAAUUUCCAAGAACCUACAUGUAUAAAUUAUUCCUCAGUUCCUCUAGAAAUUCCAUCUUUGUAUGACAACCUGUCUAUGAGUAAAAAAGAAACUACUGACGAGUAUAUUAUGACGACUAGAUCAACGAGCAGAUAUGAAGGAUCACUUACUGAUUUUGAAGAAUUAGCUCUGAGUAGUACUGAUGUCUUCGACCGCAUCAGUUAUUCUACGCACGUUGUUACUAUUAAUAAUGAGUCUAAGACUUGUAAUAACGUGGAUGGUAUGAAACUAGGUAAUAAAUCAGAAGGUCGGUACGAUAUCUCGCAGUACAUAUCAGUGUAUUCAACUAUUUCACAAGGACCUUCGGACAUCGCAAUUACUGAAGCUGAACGAUUGUUUUCACUACUUAAAAGCCAGAAAGAUAAAAUUGAUAAUAUUUUGGAUUCACAUACUGUAUACGCAGUGGGACCCAAAUUUCAGAGCGAUUAUUCCAUGCCUUAUAUCGCUUGUUGGGUUGCAAAUCCUCUCAUGGAAUCAGUCAUGAAAAAGAUUUCGGGUUUGUUUAAUCAUGAAUUUGAAGUCGCAUACCAUUUAGUGAAGGCUAACGGUAAUGAUGAAGACCCAAACAAUGCAUCAAAUGCGAGUGAUGGUGGAGUCGAAUUCGAGGAUAAAAAAUUAAUUGGAGAGAAUAAAAAAAUGGUUCAAUUUUUCAACAUUACUAUUAAACUCUGGGUAAAUGUCAAACUUAAUUCUAGAAAUAAUGCCAGCUCAACUUUAGAGUUUGAGAUCGACUUGAAUAAUUGCACGGCGACAGAUUUACUCAGCGAACAAUGUCCGUCUCUAGAAAUUUGUGUUUCUCCACUCAAAUCCGACGACACGUGUAUAAUUAUUCAAUCCAAAAAGCAUAGCCUACACAAUGCUAAUAAUGAUGUAACCUCAAUAAAAGUCCAUGAAAACGACUAUCACUUUCAAAUAGAUGCAGGUGCACCGCAGAGUACAAAAGCAACCUUUGUUAUUGGCAAAAAAAAAGGUCAAAGUUCAAUAGCAACAACAAAAGAAUGGGUUAUGAGGGCACAAUUUAGCGGGACUAUUGACAAUAGAAUUAGAAUUAAUACGGAUGUACAUAAGAGUCAAUGGUACAUUGAGAAUGAAAUAGAAGGAUUUCGUGUAACUAUUACGCAGAAUCCCCAACUUGUUCAACAACUCGUGAUUUCUUUUGCGAACUUAAAAGAACUUAAUUCAGAUUUUAAAAAACUUGCAAAAAAAAAGGGUCACGGAGGGUUUGUUACUGUUACUUCAAAACACAAUGGCCAACCUCAGCAAGAAAAUGAUGUUAUUAGUCGUAAUUUAUUUGGAAAAAAUCGUGAUGUUAAG
Messenger RNA from Cetraspora pellucida, 2565 nucleotides. Lineage: Eukaryota; Fungi; Glomeromycota; Glomeromycetes; Diversisporales; Gigasporaceae. The record is from the annotation of a GenBank genome assembly.